GUUCCCCCAGCAGCUGGCUUAUCUUAUCUGCUUUUGUGGUAUUUUUUGGGUACUUUUUAUAAAUAUUGCAUUGUUAAAGUGGGUUUUACGGUCCACUUCCCGUGAUUUGUGCAUCAACCCAGUGGCAGAUAGUGGGCAGUUGACCUGCGUCUAGUUGUUCUACACGCUGGAGUCCACAGUUUGCAUGCAUUGCGUUUAGUUUGUGGCGAUUGGUUGGCGAGGCGAGGCGAGGAACAACCUGUGGCAGCCAGCAGGAAAGGACAGGAAACAACAGGAGAGGACACGAUUGAGCGGGAUUCAACAGGAGGAGGAGCAGGAGCAGGAUGAGCUGCUUCAGUGCGAUGAGUGCCCCGCUGCUGGGCGAGAUGGAGCAGACCAUCGGGAUGCUGGAGCGUGGAACUAUAGUGACCAAGUUGUAUGGGAAACAGCGUCGUCCGGAUCGCCGACACCUGAUGCUCAUCCGCGAGACCCGCCAGCUGAUCUGGGCCACGGUGGCCACCCAGACGCCGAGGACGGACUACGAGGGAGCCAUCCAGCUGCGCGAGAUUCGUGAGAUCCGGGUGGGCAAGCACUCCAAGGAGUUCCGGCUAUUUGCCGACGAUUGUCAGCGCUUUGAGUCCAGCAAAUGCUUUGUCAUCCUGCACGGCAGUCAGUUCAAGCUGAAGAGCUUCUCGGUGGUGGCUCUGUCGGAGAUCGAGGCCGAGAAUUGGGUGAGGGGAUUGCAUUACAUGGUCAAGGAUACACUGGGAGCACCAUAUCCCCUCCAAAUAGACCGCUGGCUGCGGCGGGAGUACUACCAAAUCGAGAAUGUCAACUCGCAUUCGGCCAAGGCCACCGAACAGUCGCCGGCCCAGGUGACCAUCAAGGACUUCAAGCUCUUCCUGGCCAGCGUUAGUUGCAAGAUGACCACCGGCAAGUUCAUGGAGCACUUCAACGAGGAUGUGCGGCGCAAGCAUGACCUCAAGUUCGACGACUUCUCGCGGCUCUAUCAGAAGCUUCUGCUGCCCACCGGCUUCGCGAGCAAUCUAACCGGAGCGGGAUUGGGUGUGGCCAACUUUCCCUAUUCGGAGGACCAGCAGGUGGUGCGUCCGGCGGAGCUGAAGCGUUUCCUAGAGACGGAACAGCGCGAUGUGAGCUCCAGUGAGAUCAGUAAUGCCGCCAUUGCCACUUUCAUUCGGGACUUUGUACAGGAUGUGGAGCGGGAUUGCCAGGAGCCGUAUCUGACCUUCGCGGAGUUCGUGGACUUUCUGUUCUCCAAGCAGAACGACCUGUGGAACAGCAAAUACGAUUCGGUGUUCAUGGACAUGAACCUGCCGCUGUCCUCGUACUGGAUCGCCUCGUCGCACAACACCUACCUGACUGGCGAUCAGUUCUCCAGCGAAUCCUCCUGCGAGGCCUAUGCCCGCGCCCUGCGCAUGGGCUGUCGCUGCAUCGAGCUGGACUGCUGGAAUGGGCCGGACAACCUGCCCUACAUCUUCCACGGCCAUACCAUGACCUCCAAGAUCAAGUUCAUGGACGUGAUCAAGACGAUCAAGGACCACGCCUUCACCACCUCAGAGUAUCCGGUGAUCCUGUCCAUCGAGCAGAACUGCUCCCUGGAGCAGCAGCGCAACAUGGCGCAGGCCUUGAUCGAGGUCUUCGGGGACAUGCUACUCUCACAACCCUGCGACCGAAACGAGCAGCACCUGCCGUCACCAUACCAGCUGCGCCGCAAGAUAAUCCUCAAGCACAAGAAAUUGCCGCAGUUUGAUGAUAUCACCAAUGGCAUUUCUGGCACCGGAUCGCUGGGCCAUAGAUCCUCAUUGAGUGGAGCGGGCGGUGGAGUACAUGGGGAGACCGAUGGCGAGAAUGUGCGUAAGGUGUUCAAGGAGGGACUGCUGUACUUCAAGGAUCCGGUUGAUAAGUCCUGGAACCUAUAUCAGUUCGUCCUUACCCAUCAGGAGCUCAUCUACUCCUCGGAGAUCAACGAGUCGCGCAAUGGAAAUUCCGAGGACGAUGACUUUGGACUGUCCUCGUCUUGUUCCCUGAACAGCAAUAUGCAGCAAAAGCAGAAGGAUACAUCGGCCAAUGAUGAGCUGCACUUUGGCGAGAAUUGGUUCCAUGGGAAACUGGAAGGUGGCAGAAAGGAAGCAGAUGAUCUACUAAAGCAGUAUAAACAUUUUGGCGACGGAACCUUUUUGGUACGCGAAUCGGCCACCUUUGUGGGUGACUAUAGUCUAUCCUUUUGGCGCCGAAAUCGACCGAAUCACUGUCGCAUAAAACUGAAGCACGAAAAUGGUUCAAUCAAAUACUAUUUAGUGGAGAACUUCGUGUUCGAUUCCCUGUACUCCCUCAUCGUUUACUAUCGCAAGAAUAUGCUGCGUAGCUCGGAGUUUUCGAUUAUUCUCAAGGAGCCUGUUCCGCAGCCAAAGAAGCACGAGGAUCAGGAGUGGUUCCAUCCGAACACCACGAAGGAGCAGGCCGAACAGGGUCUAUAUAGACUGGAUAUCGGUUCGUUUCUCGUUCGACCGUCGGUGCAGAGCAUAAACGCCUUUGUGAUUUCGUUCACCAUCAAUCGGAAGAUCAAGCAUUGUCGCAUUAUGCAGGAGGGUCGUCUGUACGGCAUUGAUACCAUGAAUUUCGAGUCUCUGGUCUCGCUGAUCAACUACUAUACGCGAAAUCCGCUUUAUCGCAAUGUCAAGCUCAGCCAUCCGGUUUCCCAGGAGCUGCUGCGUCAGGCGCUGGCGGAGAGCGCUCAGGGCGAUCACAGCCACGACGACAAUGGAGCCUCCAACUACAUGGGCUCCAACCUGGAGGAGUAUGUCACCUGCAAGGCCCUCUACAGCUACAAGGCGAACAAGCCGGACGAGCUCUCGUUCCCCAAGCACGCCAUCAUCACGAACGUGCAGCGGGAUAACUCGAUGUGGUGGAUUGGGGACUAUGGUGGCAUGAUAAAAAAGCAUCUGCCGGCGAACUACGUGAAGGUCAUUGAUUCCGCCACGGAGGACUACAACUCGUUGAACGAGGAGGGAACCGAUGGACGCACCGACUCCAUUGAGAUAUUUGGGGCUGUGGCUUCGUUGUUCGAAUCCAAUGAGCCGGGUAUUAUCUUCAAGCUGCAGAUACAAACUCCCACGAUGCAGAAUCCGUUUGUGAUUGGCUUCGACAACCAGGAGACGGCAUACGAGUGGAUCAAGGCCAUUCAGGAGGCGGCCCUCAUUGCCAGUCAGCUGGCAUCGGAGCGGCGGAAAAAGGAGCGCACCGCCCGCGUGGCCAAGGAGAUGUCCGACCUGAUUAUCUACUUCCGCAGCGUGCCCUUCCGCGAGCACUCGUGGAUCUUCCAGGAGAUGUCUAGCUUUCCGGAAACCAAGGCGGAGAAGCAAUUCUUCCAGCAGAACACUCAGCUAUUCCUGUUGUACCAUCGCAAUCAGAUUAGUCGCGUGUAUCCAAAGGGUCAACGCCUGGACUCGUCAAACUUUAACCCGAUGCCCUUUUGGAAUAUUGGAUCACAGAUGAUCGCACUGAAUUAUCAGACCGGCGACAAGGCCAUGCAGCUAAAUCAGGCCAAGUUCCGGAACAAUGGGCAAUGUGGCUAUAUCUUGAAGCCGGCGUUCAUGAAAUCGGAUAACUUCAAUCCAAACAAUCCGCUGUGCGAUGGCUUCGGCGAGGUGAAGGUUAGCAUUCGCCUGAUAGCCGCACGUCACCUGUUUCGUGGCGGCAAAUCGAACAAUCCACAGAUUGUUGUGGAAAUUGUGGGAGCCAGCUACGAUACGGGCAUCAAGUAUCGCACCAAAGUCAACGAGAACGGCUUCAAUCCCGUGUGGAAUGAAUCGUGCGAGUUCAACGUGCGUAAUCCUCAAUUCGCCAUCCUCCGUUUUGAGGUCCAGGACGAGGACAUGUUCGCGGAGACGCACUUCAUCGCCCAGGCCUGCUAUCCGCUGACCUGUGUGCGCCAGGGUUAUCGCAGUGUUAUCAUGCGAAACAAGUUCAGUGAGGAGCUAGAACUGUCGUCACUGCUGAUCAACAUCAAGAUAGUAAAUGCCACUUCUCCAUAGGCGGAAAUCGAUUUGCUAAAGCAUUGAAAGUGCAAAGAAUGAUUCCAAAUCUGCAUGUACGUGUGGGUCGAGUGUUUAGGAAAGAAAACAAGUGUUGCCCCGAAAGAAAGCUAAGCUUUUCGCAAAAGCAAUUUGUUAAACACUGUACAUACAUGCACUGUUCCAUCAAAGUAUGACCUCAUCCCUUGACUCAUAUACUAGUUUUAAAAGGGAGAUUCCAAAAACUUCUUGAUUUGGAUUUAUACUAGUAGUAUUCCUAUAAAAAUCACAAAUCAUAAAAGUGGGAACUCCUAGAACUAAAAUCAUAUUAAUUUUUACUUUUUCAUUAUGUUGGUGUGUUCUACUGAAUCGUCUUAUCAAGUGUCCUCUAUAUGUCUAAUUUUGAUUUUAAAAUUACUGUUGUUUACUACUAUUUUUUAUGCAAAACAAAUUUUGUACUAAUUUAUUAAUUCACUAACAGUUUAUCAUAACUAUCAGAACUGAAUAUUAUUGUUGAGAUAACAUGCGAUUAUUACUAUACUAUAUCGUAUAAAAAUGAACAAAUCAGUAGUAAACUUCGAAACUGAUUUUAAUAAUAUUAAUCAUAGCAUAUACAUGUCUUCCUGUCCUCAUUUUCAAAAGUUUCACAUGAUUUUCACCUUAAAAAUAUUACAAACUUAAAAAAGGGUAUUUCACCCUUCCCAAAUGCGAAAUAUCCUCAAAAUAACACCUUUUCUGCCCUUUUUCCUAGCACAAAUACUCAAAAAGCAUUUCAAAAAUGCAUGGGAAGAUCAAAUCAUCUUCAAAAUGGGUCAUCAUAUUACAAAAAGUUAAAAAGAAGCAAUAAACCAGAAAUAAGAAUAAUUAUUUGAAGUCAAAAAUCUAUAUUACAAGUGCCUUUAGACUCAACAUAAUCUAAAAAUAUAACUGAAUUUAUUUGUAAAGCUUAUUUUAUGAGUAGUAAGUCAAUUUUAAGAAAUAUUUAAACGUUGUUUAUUAACUCAGACUUGUGAACGCAUGUUUUAAGCUCGUGUUUGAACAUUUUUAUCCAGCAUAUUCAACAAAUAAUGAAAAUAUAACCCAGGGAUCCUCGUGAAAAUGACUUGACUUUUCUCAAAAGCAAUCAAAUCACAUUCUUUGACGAUUUUCGAAUUUCCAUGUGAUUAAAUGGUAUAGUAAAAAUGUCUUGACUCUCCUUAUCUGCAAUAUCUACAAAUUCUAAACUAACCUAAUAAACGUCAUUCUUUUAAAUGCAUUUUUUACACUAAAAAUAUUAAAGAUCGCCAAGAUGCACUAGUCGAUUUAAGAAGUGCAAAAUUAAUCAUCUAGAACUUAAAUGGGUAUCGACAGAUUAACAAUCUGAAAAUCGUUACAACCCUAUACAUAUCAUUUGUCAUGCAUUUGCUUUUAACUACAUAUACAAAUAACAUUCUGCAGCUCCCAUUCUAAAAAACGUGCAAAUAAUAGUACUUUAUGCACAAUAGAUCUGAAUUGGAAAUUUUCGCUUUUGAAAAUAAGCCAAUAGUUUUUAGUAUAUGUACCCAAAAUGUAUUUAAGCUGUACGUUCCGUUUUUAAGUGUAUCUGUAUAUCUAAUAGACUUUUUCAAUUACUUUGUAAAUGCCUUAUAUGCAUACGUUAUUUAAUGCCAAAUAAAUAUUUACCGGCGUUAGCUGUCUAUA
This is a messenger RNA of Drosophila suzukii, 5693 nucleotides long. It is a transcript of the gene sl, whose product is annotated as small wing phospholipase C gamma 1. Gene Ontology annotation, biological process: release of sequestered calcium ion into cytosol; positive regulation of epithelial cell migration; phosphatidylinositol-mediated signaling. The record is from RefSeq and is a predicted model, not a curated record. Gene Ontology annotation, molecular function: phosphatidylinositol-4,5-bisphosphate phospholipase C activity; protein binding. Lineage: Eukaryota; Metazoa; Arthropoda; Insecta; Diptera; Drosophilidae.